This is a messenger RNA of Aureobasidium namibiae CBS 147.97, 1221 nucleotides long. RefSeq lists its product as uncharacterized. The record is from RefSeq and is a predicted model, not a curated record. The coding region runs from base 1 to 1221 and encodes 406 amino acids. Lineage: Eukaryota; Fungi; Ascomycota; Dothideomycetes; Dothideales; Saccotheciaceae. The transcript has 2 exons.
AUGGCAACUGUAUCGAUGCCUAGACAGCCCUUUGGCGUGCUCGACAGUCCCCGUCUGGCCCAUCUAUCCGGUAUCAAGAAUCGUCAGAAUGGCAUGAUCAAAACUCCCAGUCCAUUGUCUGGCAAGGCAAAGAUGCUUGUUCCGACCUCAUCACCCAGUCUAAAGCCUUCUGCGAAACGUCGCGUCACUCCCUCCUUCGACGACUUUGAUGGACAGAACGACGAUGCCGAAAAUGUAAACCCAAACAUGUUCCUGUCGCCCAUGAAGCGCACCAAGUUGGACUUGCCCUCGACAUCACUCAAGCCCAAAGGCCUCAGCACCUUGCCAUCCUCGUUCAACUUCACAUUCAACCCUACCAAGACGACACCUACAACUUCAAUGCCUCCUCCAGCCACCGUGCCCUCCCGUCUGUCCACUCCAAUGAAGUACGCUGGUGUGACCAAGCCUUCUGCAAGAACACCGUCCACUGCCCCUGCUGGAAGAUCUCCCAAAUCAAAACGCGACAAGGGUCGCAGACUCAGCGCUCACACUCCCAUCACUCGCAUUGACUCUUCCUUGCUUUCUCGAUCAUCUGCCCGUACCGGACUGCCGUUUAGCAUUGAUGCUGCCCUUACCGCCUCAUUGAAGUCCACUGCCCCUGCUGCUGUACCUCUGCCGAAGCCUGCGUCUUCUAUCGAAGAGUCCAUGCCCAGCUCAUGGUUCUUUGCCAUCCACGAAGACACUGCCGACGAGGAAGCCGAGAACCUUAUGGAGCACUCCACCCUGACUUUGGACCUUUCUUCGGAUGAUGAAUCUGCCGCAAAGGCCAACGAGGACCGAGGCAAAGAGAAUGUCGCCCCUGCAGACUACGAUCCUGUCGCUUCUUCAUCGUCCUCUCCUCGUUCAUCUCGCCGUUCGCUCAAGUCAGCAGCGGACAUGGAAACUGAUGAGGCCGCACGUGCGCCUCUCGGCUCACUCGACACCACCGAAUUCAUUCCUGAAGGCUUGACGAAGGACUCGAUCGUUGUCAUCAACGAACUACCAGAGACAUGCACUCUCGAGUCACCCAUCGAGAAGCAGAAACUCGAGUGCAACCCACCCAUAGUCAUCUCCCCACCCAAGAAGACAUGCAUUGCAGAUCUCAAGGAUGAUAUCUUCAUCUUCGAAGACGAGUCCGCCAGCCCUGCCUUGUCUACUGGUGGAAAGCGCAAGAGAAGCGCCGAUGACGACGAGGACGAGUGA